GGGCACCCGCAGCCGAGGAGCCAGCGCUGCCCUGCAGAGUAGCCCGGGCCUGGUCGCCAGCAAGCAUCGCAGACGGUCUCUACAGGAUGUGGAUUCUAAAGACUCAAGGAUCACCCACAUUACUCAUCUGCAGUGGAGAAGGCAGCAAUGGCGAUUCAAACACCGCUGCCUCCAUCCUGUUAAAAAUUUCUCUGUAGAUAUGUGCCCCCACGACAGAGACUGAAUUAUACCAAGGGGGGAAGUUCUUGGGCUCCCACGCCUCUAGCAUUCGUCCCUCAUCCCACCAGAGAGGAAACAGGACCAUGGCUUUUUAUAGCUGCUGUUUGAUCCUCUUAACCUUUGCCUGGCAGCCUUCUGCCUAUGGGCCUGACCAGCGAGCCCAGAAGAAAGGGGAUAUUAUCCUUGGGGGGCUCUUUCCGAUUCAUUUUGGAGUAGCAGCCAAAGACCAAGAUCUAAAAUCAAGACCAGAGUCCGUGGAAUGUAUCAGGUAUAAUUUCCGAGGGUUUCGCUGGUUACAAGCAAUGAUUUUUGCCAUAGAGGAGAUAAACAGCAGCCCAGCCCUUCUUCCCAACAUGACGCUUGGCUACCGGAUUUUUGACACCUGCAACACCGUUUCUAAGGCCCUAGAGGCCACCCUGAGUUUUGUUGCCCAGAAUAAAAUCGAUUCUUUGAACCUCGACGAGUUCUGCAAUUGCUCGGAGCAUAUCCCCUCUACGAUCGCUGUGGUGGGAGCAACGGGCUCGGGCAUCUCCACGGCCGUGGCCAACCUGCUGGGGCUCUUCUACAUUCCCCAGGUAAGCUAUGCCUCCUCCAGCCGACUCCUGAGCAACAAGAAUCAGUUCAAGUCCUUCCUCCGCACCAUCCCCAAUGAUGAGAACCAGGCCACAGCCAUGGCAGACAUCAUCGAAUAUUUCCGCUGGAACUGGGUGGGCACAAUUGCAGCUGAUGAUGACUAUGGCCGUCCAGGCAUUGAGAAGUUCCGAGAGGAAGCUGAAGAGAGGGACAUCUGCAUUGACUUCAGUGAACUCAUCUCCCAGUAUUCUCAAGAGAAAGAUAUCCAUCAGGUGGUGGAGGUGAUUCAGAAUUCCACAGCCAAAGUCAUUGUAGUGUUCUCCAGCGGCCCAGAUCUUGAACCUCUCAUCAAGGAGAUCGUCAGGCGCAAUAUCACAGGCAGGAUCUGGCUGGCCAGUGAGGCCUGGGCCAGUUCCUCCUUGAUAGCCAUGCCUGAGUACUUUCACGUGGUUGGAGGCACGAUUGGAUUUGGUCUGAAGGCAGGGCAGAUCCCAGGCUUCCGAGAAUUCCUGCAAAAAGUGCAUCCCAGGAAGUCUGUCCACAAUGGUUUUGCCAAGGAAUUUUGGGAAGAAACAUUUAACUGCCACCUCCAAGAAGGUGCUAAAGGACCCUCGCCCGUGGACUCUUUACUCAGAGACCAGAAAGGAGAAGUCAGCAAGUCAAGCAACAGCUCCACCACCUUCCGACCCCUCUGCACCGGGGAUGAGAACAUCAGCAGUGUGGAGACCCCCUACAUGGAUUAUACACACUUGCGGAUAUCCUACAACGUGUACCUGGCAGUCUACUCCAUUGCCCAUGCCCUACAAGAUAUAUAUACUUGCUUACCUGGGAGAGGACUCUUCACCAACGGCUCCUGUGCAGACAUCAAGAAAGUUGAAGCAUGGCAAGUCCUGAAGCACCUGCGGCACCUAAACUUCACCAACAAUAUGGGAGAGCAGGUGGCUUUUGAUGAGUGUGGUGACCUGAUGGGGAACUACUCCAUCAUCAACUGGCAUCUCUCCCCAGAGGACGGCUCCAUCAUGUUUAAGGAGGUUGGGUAUUACAAUGCCUAUGCCAAGAAGGGAGAAAGGCUCUUCAUCAAUGAGAAGAAAAUCCUGUGGAGUGGGUUCUCCAGGGAGGUGCCCUUCUCCAACUGCAGCCGAGACUGCCUGGCAGGGACCAGGAAAGGGAUCAUCGAGGGGGAGCCCACCUGCUGCUUUGAGUGUGUGGAGUGUCCUGACGGAGAGUACAGUGACGAGACAGAUGCCAGUGCCUGCGACAAGUGCCCCGAUGACUUCUGGUCCAACGAGAACCACACUUCUUGCAUUGCCAAGGAGAUCGAGUUUCUGUCGUGGACGGAGCCCUUUGGGAUCGCGCUCACCCUCUUCGCCGUGCUGGGCAUCUUCCUGACGGCCUUCGUGCUGGGCGUCUUCAUCAAGUUCCGCAACACACCCAUCGUCAAGGCCACCAACAGAGAGCUCUCCUACCUGCUGCUGUUUUCCCUGCUCUGCUGCUUCUCCAGCUCCCUGUUCUUCAUCGGGGAGCCCCAGGACUGGACAUGUCGCCUGCGCCAGCCGGCCUUCGGCAUCAGCUUCGUGCUGUGCAUCUCCUGCAUCCUGGUGAAAACCAACCGUGUCCUCCUGGUGUUUGAGGCCAAGAUCCCCACCAGCUUUCACCGCAAGUGGUGGGGGCUCAACCUGCAGUUCCUGCUGGUUUUCCUGUGCACCUUCAUGCAGAUCGUCAUCUGUGUGAUCUGGCUCUACACCGCGCCCCCCUCGAGCUACCGCAACCACGAGCUGGAGGACGAGAUCAUCUUCAUCACCUGCCACGAAGGCUCCCUCAUGGCCCUGGGCUUCCUCAUCGGCUACACCUGCCUGCUGGCUGCCAUCUGCUUCUUCUUUGCCUUCAAGUCCCGGAAGCUGCCGGAGAACUUCAACGAGGCCAAGUUCAUCACGUUCAGCAUGCUCAUCUUCUUCAUCGUCUGGAUUUCCUUCAUCCCGGCCUACGCCAGCACCUACGGCAAGUUCGUCUCGGCUGUGGAGGUGAUCGCCAUCCUGGCAGCCAGCUUUGGCCUGCUGGCCUGCAUCUUCUUCAACAAGGUCUACAUCAUCCUCUUCAAGCCGUCCCGGAACACCAUCGAGGAGGUGCGCUGCAGCACCGCGGCCCACGCCUUCAAGGUGGCUGCCCGGGCCACGCUGCGCCGCAGCAACGUCUCCCGCAAGCGGUCCAACAGUCUCGGGGGCUCCACGGGCUCUACCCCGUCCUCCUCCAUCAGCAGCAAGAGCAACAGCGAAGACCCCUUCCCACAGCCGAAGCAGGCCGAAGAGAGGCCGAAGCAGCAGCAGCCAUUGACCUUGACACAAGACGAGCGGCAGGACCAGCAGCAGCAGCAGCAAGCACAGCAGCAGCCCCGAUGCAAGCAGAAGGUCAUCUUUGGCAGCGGCACAGUCACCUUCUCUCUGAGCUUCGAUGAGCCUCAGAAGAAUGCCAUGGCCCAAAGGAAUCCCACGCACCACAACUCCCUCGAGGCCCAGAAAAGCAGUGAGACCCUGGUGAGACACCAGGCAUUACUCCCGCUGCAGUGUGCAGAGAUGGGCUCAGAACUGGCCGUGCCGGAAACAGACUUGCAAGGGUCUGCAGGAGGGGACCGCCAGCCGGAGAUGGAGGACCCUGAAGAGCUGACCCCAACCCUCGUCGUGUCCACUUCCCGGAGCCUUGUCAUUAGUGGCGGAGGCAGCGCUGCCAGAGAAAACAUGCCGAAUUCAUAAAAUGGGAGAGGAAGACCAGUCCAGAGAGGAUGCUUGUGAUCAUGUCGCCAUCAGGGAUGAGGAAUCGCCCCCGGACUCCAUCGCCCUGAGGAAGGCGAGUAAGAGAGGCACCCAACACUGAACUCGACUGCACAGUGAAUCGGCUCAGGUUCCCUUGAAAAUUACCCCCCAAAAAAGAAGAGUUUUGUGUUCUGGUGGCUGGAUUUGUCAGUGUCGCAAUUGCCGUUGUCAAGCUUACAGUUCGUCCACACUGAAUUCCUCCUCUCCUCUUCUAUCCCACCCACCAGUUCAAAGGAAAACCCAAAGACUUACUCCCUUAAAAAAAUGCCUUCCCCAAAGGUCACAAACAGCCUGGCCUAGAGACAAAAGGUUCCGUUCCGGAUUGGCAGGCCAUCUGUCUUGCCACCGCUAGCGUUAAGAAGCUAAAAGACUGAAUCAACCCAGUGCUGCCCCAGCCCCUUGGCCGUGAGAUGAACUUGAAAUGCUCAUGCAUGUAAGGUGAAUGUUCUCCCUCCUAUUUAUGAACACCAUAGAUGUUGGAUCUCCUCCUUGCUGCUGCUAUUGCGUGACAGCUAGAAGAUUGGCAUCCCCCCGGGAUAGUGCCUAUGGUUUUGUCCAGAACAUGAGGGUGAUCCUGGGCUUACUUUCCAGGGUCACCAGAAUCACCUCAAGCUGGGGGGAAAGGAUGGCAGAAAUCAAUGAGCUGUAUCUGUAAUUGACUUUGCUCUGUAUAGCUUUACCCUUAGGAAAGUGCUUUUGGUGUACUGGCCUCUGGACAACGUCAACUGAAAGAUGUCACAGUCUGGUUUCUAUAAGGCAGUAUUAUUGAGCUCCACGUUUCCUUCCCUUCCUACGGCACCAGCCCUGGCCCCGUGAGCUGAGCCCUACGGGAGCACUUUCAGGACCCCGGGGAACCAGAUGAAGUGCCCUCCAUCCCUGCCCCCAAAGGUUUCCUGAAGCCAGAUCCACACCUACCCCAAUGAAAAAGAGACCAGUUUGUGGUUUCCCAGUAGCUGUUCAGAUAGGAAAGUGUGGUCCCCAGAGAGUGCUCAGUCAGGCAUUUGCCCAGCACUGCACUCCCCAAAUGUCAUCACCAGGUCCCCUGGCAGUAGACUCCAUCUAAGGGUAGUUAAAGGGGACCACUGGCAUAUCGCUGAGUCCUGGCUUGGUCACUUAGAAACUGGUGGCCUUAGGCAAGGAAUGGUGACCUCUCUAGACCUUUUCUGUCUCUAGAAAAAAUCCCCACCUCCCCUCCUCAGAGCUCUUACAUGGAUUAAAUGACAUAAUGUAUAUAAAGUACUUAGCAUGGUGAC
Echinops telfairi (small Madagascar hedgehog) is the source of this 4852-nucleotide messenger RNA. It is a transcript of the gene CASR, whose product is annotated as calcium sensing receptor. Gene Ontology annotation, molecular function: calcium ion binding; G protein-coupled receptor activity. The record is from RefSeq and is a predicted model, not a curated record. Gene Ontology annotation, cellular component: membrane. The transcript is spliced from 7 exons. The coding region runs from base 303 to 3539 and encodes 1078 amino acids. Gene Ontology annotation, biological process: detection of calcium ion; G protein-coupled receptor signaling pathway; regulation of calcium ion transport. NCBI's taxonomy places the organism in Eukaryota, Metazoa, Chordata, Mammalia, Afrosoricida, Tenrecidae.